Molecule: messenger RNA, 2497 nt
Organism: Apis laboriosa (Himalayan honeybee)
Lineage: Eukaryota; Metazoa; Arthropoda; Insecta; Hymenoptera; Apidae
Gene: H
Product: protein hairless
Exons: 3
Coding region: 230-1408 (392 amino acids)
Source: RefSeq, a predicted model, not a curated record
UAAGGAAUUUUUUUUUAUUGUAUCUGAUAAGUUUCAUUAAGUGUUCUUAUAAAAAAUGCUUUCCUUAAACUGUGAAACAAAAAUAUAUUAGCAAGUUUCUUUAAAAUUAUUAAUCAUAGCUUUAAGAGAAGGACUUAAUUAAAGUCCUGUCUCUUUUAUUAAUUUGAUAUUAAGAGGCUAAAGUAUGAAAGGUCAAGCGGAGAAAAAUGGAUAUCGAUAAAGUAUCAGCAUGCGUGAGAAGUCAGCAGAAUGUCAUGCUCACGCAGGUCACGUGAGGGGCACAACAGAAAUGUGCUCACGUGAUCCUCCUACAUUACACUCAACUCUUACCAAGGCAAAUGGUAAAAAUUCAAAUCCCCAAUCAACACAUCAUUCAGAAGCACGUAUUGAUAAUAAUUUACUUCCAACUCCUGGUGGACGAUUAAAAUUUUUUAAAGACGGAAAGUUUAUUUUGGAAUUAUCCCAUCGUAGGGAUGGGGAAAGAACUACAUGGUUUCCAGUUCCAAAGAAAACCUUUUGGCCACCAGCUAGUACAACUCCAAAUAGACAAGAGAGUUCUACUUCUCUUAGUGUUUCUGAUGAUAAUUCAUCAGUACAAUCAAGUCCUUGGCAAAGAGAUCAUUGUUGGAAGCAAGCAAAUCCAAGACGUAGAAUAUCUACAGAGUUUAGUUUUUAUUAUUAUAGAAAUCCAAAAAAUCGUCUGUAUGCGCAUCCUCGCUUAAUCGCAAGAAAGCGUAGACGUCCAUUAGAUCCUACUUCUUUGUUACUCAUUCCAGAAUCAGUAACAAAUUAUACUAAACCAAUUCGUAAAGCAAAUGGUACAUCAACUGGAAAGGUUUUGAACCUAAUUAUUGACAAAUUGGCACGUCUUCUAGAUCCUAAUGUCGUUUCACCUCGUAAACGUAUUUUGCGCGAAUUAGAAAGAGUCUCAUUAGAAGAUCAAGCAUCGAAAAGACGCGCAACACCACAGCCAGUUUGUACAACAGCUCCUACUCCGUCAUCAAAACAAUUAUCUUCAUAUAGUAUAACGAGUAUUUUGGGAGAAGAUAAACCAAGUCAUGAGCAAGGUUUUUUGAGGAAUUUAUUAAAACCAGAUGAAAGGCAAACUGUGAAAUACUCAUCAAGUAACUCAUAUCCAAGAGUACGAAUGGAUCCAUACAUUGGUACGGCUAAUACACCUCUUCAGCAUCCACUUUAUGGUGUACCGAUGUUACCUCCUGGACCAUAUAGAGCUCCUUUAUGGAUGCAUUAUCCAUCACCCGUCCAUUAUCCACCUCCUAUGCCAUUAUAUGCACCACCACCACCUCAUCCACCAUCUCCUCCAGUUCAUCACUACAAAGAUUACAGGGAACAGACUCUUACACCUCCUUCAGAUAUGCCUCUAAAUCUGUCGAAGCAUGCGGGUUGAAUCUCAGGAUCCUAAAAGUUGGUGCCUUAUCAAUGGAUAAAAACUGCGCAAACACUGCCCGUGCAACGACAAUGCGAUAUAUUAGUAUUUUUUUAUUCGUAAACAGUAGUAUCAUAGUAAGUAGAAAUAUGCAUCUUGAAAGACAAAAACUGGAUGCUAUUCUUGUACAUAUAAAUGCAUAAAGUAUAGAAAUUGGCAUAGAUAUUUUAUAUUAAUCUUAAAUUAAAUCACAUACAUGAGUAGUAUUAUAUUAUUUUAAUUAUAAUUGAUCUUGUCUUAUGUAUUAUGUUCAUUUUUUUUAUUAGUUAUUGCUAAAAUAAUUUAAUAUGAUUUUCUCACUAUAUGGAAUCCAUGAAUGUGUUCACAUGUAAAAUUUCAUUUUUAUCAUUUUUACUACUCAUGAUAUAAAUAUUAAAAUGAAGAGAAAAAAGAGCAUGCUCUUAUUUUACAUCUCAUUUAUGCAUUAUCUUGUUAUUCUUAUUAAUAUUUCUGUCAUUAUUAUCAUUAAUCAAUGACUAUCCAUUUUAAAAAAAUCAUAAAAAAGACAUAGAAUUAUGUACAGAACAGAUUAUUCUCUAUAUUUAGUAUAAAUAUUCCUACAAAUAGUAAUAUGAUAAUAAAUUUAGAUUAACGAAAUCCGCAACAGUAUACAUUUAUUUAUACGAUAUUAAUGAACAAAAAAUGAAAUUGCUUGGUAAAGACCGUGGGGUGUGCCUUAAGAUUACCUAAAUUGCAAAAAACUAAAUUAUAAACACAUUCAUAUAAUGAAUAUGUAUUAUUAUUACUACUAUUACUAUUGUGUACAUAUAAAUAUAAUUUUGCCUUACGUAUCCGCCUCAAAUCGAUUAUUCGUUAUUAUUUAUUGUUAGUCAGAUGCAUUACCAAACGUUUUACGUGAAAGGCAAGCUCACACAGGCUCUACAAACUAGUGAGUAAUUUUAAUUCAUUUACAUACAUUUUUUUAUUAAAAUAGAUAAAAAUGUGACUGCGCGUAAGCAAUUGUAUAGAAAGACUAAUUUCGUAAAUAUAUAAAUAUUUCAUAUACUAUAUGAAAGCUUUUCAUUUAUCGUCACGUUAUAUGUUUUUGUG